AUGUACGUGCGUGUCAACGGCGGUCGCUACUGCACCAAAACAGGGAUGUUAGAAGUCAAGCGACGCUUCGGCGCCGGCGCCGUUCUUGUCAGUUACGACGAGGAACGGCCGUGCAUAGCGCCCGUCGAUGCGUUGGGGCGGUUUUUGGUACACGACGGCUGCUCCUACGACGUCUACUCCCUGCAGACAGGCGACGCCCGUUGCAUGGCCUCAUUGGCCUCAGAGCGCGAGGCAAGGCUCUCCCAGCGCGACACGCUCGCGUCACAGGAGCCAUCGCGGCAGAGGCAGGAGCGCAAGCGGAGUCGCAGCGACGCCCCCAAGACGUCGCGGCGCAAGGGAAAUUAUGUGCGCUUUGUGCAAAGCUUUUUGAAGGGCUUUCUCAGCGUCUCAUUUGCGGACGCGGCGAAGGAAUGGCGACUGUUCCCUGAAGAGCUGAAGCGGACGGCGCACGUCGACGUCCUCUUGGAGCGUGUGCGGGCGAAGGGCGUCUACGAGCCGGUUCUGGCGUGA
This is a messenger RNA of Trypanosoma conorhini, 510 nucleotides long. RefSeq lists its product as uncharacterized. Bases 1 to 510 code for a protein of 169 amino acids. Lineage: Eukaryota; Euglenozoa; Kinetoplastea; Trypanosomatida; Trypanosomatidae. The record is from RefSeq and is a predicted model, not a curated record. The transcript has a single exon.